AAAUCAAUAGUAAUUUGGCAUUGACCUUGUUUCCACAAUAUUUAGUUAUUAGAUACAAAAUUACCAACACCACAUUUCGAAUACAUAUUUUUUCGAAUUACACUGCUUAUGUACAUUGCUGAAAAAUAUAAAUUAGCUGGCAAAAGUGCAAUUCAACAUCAGUUACUCAUUGAACUCUGAACCCGAUACAGCUACUGCUACAGCACGGCCACAUAAUGCGUUUCGCCAUAACUUUAUUUGCAAUUUUUGCUACUUGCGCCGCCUUGACCAUUGCAGGACCACUUCCCUAUAAGCAACAUUUCGAUGGAUCUGGAUCUGGCAGUGGAGGCAGUGGUCAUGCUACCAGUUAUGCAGUUGUAACCAAACACGAAGAUACGGCUGGCGGUGAACAUGGUGGACAGAAAGGAUAUGGCGAUGCUAAAAAUGAUCACUAUGGAGGUCAUGGUCAUGGCCAUGUAGAUGGUCAUGGUGAUGACUACAACUCCCAUCCCAGAUACGAAUUCGCCUACGGUGUGGAAGAUUCAAAAACUGGUGAUGUGAAAGAGCAUCAGGAAUCUAGGGAUGGCGACAAUGUUAAGGGAAGCUAUUCCCUAAAGGAAUCAGAUGGCACAACUCGCCUUGUCACCUACACCUCUGACAAGAAGAACGGCUUUGAGGCUACUGUUCAUAAAAUUGGUCAAGCCAAUGGUGCUGGCGGAAAAGCUGAACAUAGUGGUUACUACGAUCACUGA
Messenger RNA from Musca domestica (house fly), 731 nucleotides. RefSeq names its product adult-specific cuticular protein ACP-20-like. The transcript is spliced from 2 exons. NCBI's taxonomy places the organism in Eukaryota, Metazoa, Arthropoda, Insecta, Diptera, Muscidae. The coding region runs from base 216 to 731 and encodes 171 amino acids. The record is from RefSeq and is a predicted model, not a curated record. Gene Ontology annotation, cellular component: extracellular matrix.